Molecule: messenger RNA, 1519 nt
Organism: Caenorhabditis auriculariae
Lineage: Eukaryota; Metazoa; Nematoda; Chromadorea; Rhabditida; Rhabditidae
Source: the annotation of a GenBank genome assembly
AUGGAAGACAUCUUCACACAUUUCAGCAUGUUUUUCAGAACUUCCAUGUCCGUCGGGACCGAGAAAAACGCCAAGAAUAUGAUCACCUUCAUGUGCGAACGAUCGUCCAGUGAACAACUUCUUGUAAGAAGAAUGAAUGAUAAGGUAACUUUUGCAAAAAUUGAACGAGAUUACGAAGAACGAUUUCUCAGUUCAAGGAGCUGAUGUCCGAAGCUUCGGAUGAGUCGCCGGAAUACAACGAGAGUAUCACGACCAACGCUGCCAGCGACCAUUCAGUCCUGAUCCCCAACUUCUCUGGAUUGAGAAACGCGGUACAUUUUUUCUGAUAAUUUAUUUAAUCAUUUCUUCUUGACAAGGUGCCAUGCAAAUACGAAAAAAAUUACAAAAAAGAUUUUGGUUGUAUGGGCUGAAUUCGUGUGAGAAAGUUCGGCUGAUAACGUUUGGGAAAAAUUUUUCAUACUUUCCGCUCAAUCCUCUUGAAGUACGAGCAUGACACUUCUAUGAAAAAUAGGCGAUUUUUCAACCGAAAUUCUCACCUAGUACCUAUUUCAGAUCUCCACUGGAUCCUUCGAGGUCGUCGCCACGUUCGAAGCCGCAUCCGAAUCUUUCUCCAGGUAAGCUUAUUCAGCCUUAGUGAAAAAAAAAUAUUUGGAUUUCAGAAUGAAUGUGUAUGCGAGCGUCGAGGAAAGCCUCGAAAUGUUGGGCGACGUCAAAUCGGCGGCUAUCAAAGAAGGAAUCCGUGUGACGGGGUUUGUCAGAAACAGGAAAUUUCAGCAAAAAUAUAUUUUCAGAUUCGUGAGCUGUGCCAUUGGCUGUCCUUGCGAAUGUAAAGUUUUGCCUGCUCAUCUGACUCAGAUCACAAAACUCUUGCUCCGCUUUGGUUGCACUGAAGGUGAGGAAUUUUACCAUUGUUGGGUAUUUCGUAGAAAAUUGGUGCUUGGAAUAACAAAGUUGGGAUCCGUGUCUCUUGGUUCUGCAGGACUCUGAUAAAGACGUUCAAAAAAAAAGUGAAGUCAAAAUCUUACAUUGUGAAUUUUUUAUGCUUCCCUUCUUAUCACGCUUUUCGUGAUUUUAAUAAUUUACGAAAACUUUUCAGUCCACGUCAAAGAGACAAAAGUCGCACUGACGGAUUCAGCGGGAGACUUUAUCAAUAUUCGGCUCACGUCUACUCCCACGGAUGGAACUGCGGUACCGUCUGAAAACGCCAACGACAUGACACUUGUGGAUAUUCACAUUCCUGUCCAGGUCAGUAAUCUGAAAUUUGCUGGAACUUUUGUUUUCGAUUAUAAGUAUCCAUUGUAAUUUUCGGGGUCAAAAAAAUAAUUUUUUUCAUAUGAACAAGAGCCGAAAAGUUAGAAUAAAAAAAUCUUUAUUUUUUUCUUAAUACAUAUAUAACUAUUUUUUUCAGAAAGGAAUUUGUGUUGGAAACACAUCGAAUGGGGAAUCUGACGGAGUUCCUCAUCUGCCGUCCAAGGACAACACCGGGGAAGAAGCCGACGUCGUCAUCUACAAAUUCUAG